GAGCAUCGGGAGCAUCGGGAGCCCCGCGGCACCGGAGGCAUCGGGGCAGCACGAGCACUGGGGGCACCGGGAGCACCGGAGGCACCGAGCCGCCGCCGCCGCUGGAGGGGGGGGGCCGGGGCACCGCGGGCGGCACCGGGAGCAGCGGCCCGGCCCGCAGGGGCUUUGCCCCCGCCCGGGGACCCGGGUCUGCCCCGGGGGGGAGUCCGGGCCCCACCCGCCCCUGGUUUGGGCUGCCCCGGUGGUCUCGCCCGUGCUGACUUCGGGGUGUCCCCGGUGCCGGCCCCAUCCCGGUGUUGGGGAGCGGUGGGGGGGCACACGGGCGGCCCGGUGCGGGGAGCCCCACGGGCUGGACGGGCUCAGUGCUGCCCUCGGACCCCGCGCAUCGCGCGAAGCCCCGGAGCAGGCGGUGAGAAACGUGCCGCGAUAAACGGGAGCAGCCGGUAACGGAGACCGUCGGAGCCCCGCGGCCGCGCGGAGCAGGGCCAGACCCGCGCGAGCGGUCCGAGACGCUCCCGUCGCCCUUCAAAACUAGCUCCGGGGCAGAAAAAUAAUAAUAAUUGUAUCGCCUGGUGUCGCCAGGCGUGAGCCGUGGGCCCCCAUGCAUGCACCCCCCAUGCAUGCACCCCCCAUGCAUGCACCCCCCCAUGCAUGCACACCCAUGCACGCACACCCAUGCAUGCACCCCCCAAUGCAUGCACCCCCCAUGCAUGCACCCCCAUGCAUGCACCCCCCAAUGCAUGCACACCCCAAUGCAUGCACACCCAUGCAUGCACCCCCCCCAAUGCAUGCACCCCCCAUGCAUGCAUGCACCCCGCGCGUGCGGGGCGGGCUGCAGCGGGGCGCCAGGCGCAGCCCCCGGGCCAUGCUUCGCGCCAGCGCUUCGCUCUCCUCCUCCUCCUCCUGCUGCCGCUGCCGCCGGCAGGACGCUGUUCUCAACGCCUGUUACCGGGGCUGCCGGCUGUUCUCCAUCUGUCGCUUCGUGGCCGCCAGCGCCGAGCUGAACGCGACCAGAGCCGAGUGCGAAGCAGCCUGUGCCGAAGCCUACGGCCGAGCCGAGGAGCAGCUCGGCUGCGUGACCGGCUGCCGCAAGCAGCCGCCCCCGGCGGAGCCCCGGCCGGAGCAGAGGCCGGAGCCGCCGCCGUUCUCCGUCUUCGACCUGGUCUCCACCUUCUGCACCGGCAUCGUCAGCUCCGCGCAGAGCUUCAUCUCCUCCACCCGGACCUUCUCCCUGCAGGCGGACGACGGCAGGGUGGUCGUGUUCCAGUCCCAGCCGGAGCUGGAGGACCCCGAGCCGGAGGCGCCGGCGGAGCGGACGGAGCGGACGUGGCCGGGCUCCGGCCCCCAUGCAGGCCCCCGGGAGACGGAGCCGGAGCCGCCCAACCGGGACCCCCGGGGCGCCGCGGCCCCCCCGCCGCCGGAGCACGACUUCCUCGGCUGCGUGUCCAAGCGCUCGGGCCUUCCUCGCUGGAUCCUGGCCGCCUGCCUCUUCCUCUCCGUGGUGGUGAUGCUGUGGCUGAGCUGCGCCAGCCUGGUGACCGCCCCCGAGCAGCACGUCAGGACCCAGCCGCUGAGCAUCAACGGGGACAAGGAGCACCCGGGGGAGCCGGCCGGCCCCGGCGCCUUCGCCCCGCCGCCCGUCCUCGCCGGCAGCCGGGCCGCCGGGCCGCUGCCCCUCAAGGUCCCCCUGGACCAGACGGUCCUGUAGCGCUGCCGCCCCGUCCCCGCGCCACCCUCGUGCCAGCCCCCCGGCACCGUCGCUGCCCCACGCCGGACCCCUCCGGGGGCAGCUCCGUCCCCUCCGGCUGUGCACGCCGUGGGGCUCCGCUUCCCCGGGUCCGAUGCCGGGGGG
This is a messenger RNA of Dromaius novaehollandiae (emu), 1852 nucleotides long. RefSeq names its product transmembrane protein 59 like (gene TMEM59L). NCBI's taxonomy places the organism in Eukaryota, Metazoa, Chordata, Aves, Casuariiformes, Dromaiidae. The transcript has 7 exons. Bases 602 to 1708 code for a protein of 368 amino acids. The record is from RefSeq and is a predicted model, not a curated record.